Molecule: messenger RNA, 726 nt
Organism: Alternaria arborescens
Lineage: Eukaryota; Fungi; Ascomycota; Dothideomycetes; Pleosporales; Pleosporaceae
Exons: 2
Coding region: 1-726 (241 amino acids)
Source: RefSeq, a predicted model, not a curated record
AUGAACUGCUGGAUCCAAGGAGUACCGCUAUCGCGUAAUAUUGUUGACUUCCAGAGGCUGGUGGAGAAGAAAGCAGAGCGUGUCCUGGUAGAUGACUCUUUUCUCAACAUCAUUCUUAGCCUGCUUCAAUUCAAGGAAGUGUAUCGGGAUGCGGAUAAGGUUGAUCCAAUGGUCAUUGCCCAAAGCGCAUUGGCUCUUGACGCAAACCUGGAUGAAUACGCACGCGACUUGGCACAGGAAGCUCCUUUUGAGAAUCGUCAGCUUCUCGACGCUGAGCAUAGCCAUUUCGCGCACAAAGGCUACUUCCAUUUACGCCCCCAGCAUCUGCACUCAAAUAUAUGGAAUAGCGUUCAGACAACUCACAUACGCCUCCACCAGGCCAUCACCCGCAAAUGCGACAAUGCAGCAUCUUCGCUGGAUUCGAGUACCAAGCGCGUAUCAUUCAAGAGACUCAUUGUUUCAACAAUCAUGGAAUUGCUUGCAAGUGUACCGCAAGCAGCAGGUUAUGUACAAGAUAGUCAGGUACCGCCAGUGCCUCCUCCAAGGGUCGCUUCCUCAAGUUCGUGCAGUACCUCAGUCGACCAGGAGACGCACGAUCCCGAUGGUCACACAUCUAUACCCCAGUACAACAACCACAGUCUGCACCAUAUACUCCACCAAAUCUACAGUCACGGAUCGGAGCUCUGCCUGCCGCAAUCCAACAAGAUUGAAUCCAACAAUGUGUAA